AUGAUCGCUAUCACGUGGGAUGGCAGUCACCAACAGCCAACACCCGUUGCGGGUGAGACUACGAAAACUACUCGGGACCUUUGGUAUACAGCCGGUAAUUCGCCGAGAGGUGAGGAAGACGAAGACGCUAGAAGGAUUGACCAAGAGGGAGCUUUCAUUGACACGUCGAGUGCAGAUGACAAAGGGUAUAUGACAGGAGACACGAACGUCGACGCCUCUUCAACCAAUGACAAAAUGCGAACCAAAACAAAAGCAAGGAUGGAAACGAAGACAGGCAGCACCGGCAGACAAAGUAACCCCGUCUCCUUUGAAAUUCAGCGAACUGCAGUGAGCGAGAAUGCCGACAGAGAGAAAGACAGGAUCCAAAUAUGUGCCAACGACCGAAAGCGGUAUCGCCGUUUGGCGAUAAACGAAAUCACGGUUUCAAGCCUAAAGCAUUUGUUCCUGCCUGGAAUAUAUUUUGGUUCUCAGAAAAUGAGAAACCCUAUUUCAGGUGAUUUUGCCAACUCGCGACAACCACACCAUACUGUGGCUAACACUAAUGUCGACCUGAACUAUAAUCAUGGUUCAUUCGGUUCCCGCGACCAUGAUCUAGCGAUGCGAAGCGCUGCUCCUUUUGUGUCUCUCUCCGAUUCGGCAGCUCACCAGCCUACAACGGCGAUCCCGUCACCUACUCUCUUGCGCUUUCGCACUGAUGAACGGGGCGAACAGCGUUCAGAAUUGAUCCCGAUUGACCAGCUCGAGAGCCGCUUCCAGCAAUUAUCCCCUGAAGAGCGAGACAUUCUCGUUAAGCAUGCGACAUCACGGGCAUUUUCCCACCUCGAGUGGCUGUACGAAUGGCAAAAAAAGUAUGCUCCCACCCUUCUUCUGGUUGAACAAGGCCAAGACCAAGUAACCUCUCCUAUUCCUUCUUCCUAUAAUGAAGAAUUUGUAAGCGAUGGCGUUUCAUGGAUUUCGAAUGCCUCAGGUGAUGGCACAGACAUCGCCACGCCAGAUGGGAAGGACGCUCGAGAGGAGACGAUUAUGCUAUCCGCGGUUGAGGAGGCUGAAGGUAUUGUGCAAGGGCAGGCGUUAUGGGAUGAGACUUUCAUCACGUUGAAGAGGAAAAAUAUACCGAAUAUUACUUACACGGUUGACCAAGUAAACGAAGAUGUUGGAAUUUUUCUGGAGAGGUACAGAGACGCUGUGUGGUCGCUUCCUCUUCAGCAGAUUGUAAAUGCCACGCUCAAUGGAGGAAUCUUUCCUGCGCUCGUCGAGAGACAAGCUGCUUCUUAUCCCGAUCUCAAGAGAAAUGUUCAGUGUAACCCAGAGUAA
This is a messenger RNA of Toxoplasma gondii ME49, 1314 nucleotides long. RefSeq lists its product as hypothetical. The record is from RefSeq and is a predicted model, not a curated record. Lineage: Eukaryota; Apicomplexa; Conoidasida; Eucoccidiorida; Sarcocystidae. The transcript has a single exon. Bases 1 to 1314 code for a protein of 437 amino acids.